This is a messenger RNA of Girardinichthys multiradiatus, 5541 nucleotides long. RefSeq lists its product as uncharacterized. The record is from RefSeq and is a predicted model, not a curated record. The transcript has 6 exons. Lineage: Eukaryota; Metazoa; Chordata; Actinopteri; Cyprinodontiformes; Goodeidae. The coding region runs from base 3921 to 4970 and encodes 349 amino acids.
GACAAGACACAGAGCUGAAGCAGGGCAGAUAUGGGAGGGGUGCAGGAGACAGAGAAAAGCGUCCUCCUCCGCAGAAAGAAAAGACAGAUCUGGCGUUAGAUAAAAAAAUACUAGGAAGUAGUGGCUUGAACAGUUGCCACUUUAGCCACUUUAGCCUAGCUAGUGAGCCUGCCCUGCAAACUUUCUUCCGCUUUCUAUGUUUUUCACCUACUCUUGGGCCGAUCAUCCAAGGAGACCCUGGAGAUCUGGCUAUGUCUUCCAGCAUGAUGUGAGAGCAGGAGUAACACACUUUAAUAGUCUUUUCACAGCAUAAUCCCAAGCUUAAUAUCAUCAUGGCUGUUGACUGAUUCCGUGCAACAUAUGGUGGUGGUUAUUAGUAAAAAUAAAUACAAUAAAUUUUUUUUUUAAAAAGCACAGAAUACAGAAAGCAGUGUGCUGGCAUCAUACAGUAUUUGUUUUGAUACGUGCGUACCAAACAGACUGGGGCACAUUAGUCCACAAAUAAAGUUAUGGGUGAAAAAUGUAAGUUUAAUUUCUGCCUUUAGUUUUUUUUAACUUUUGUUAAGUGCCUUGUGUGUAACUGGUGAACUAUUUUCUGUAUUAAUAUAAGCAUAUAUAUAUAUAUAUAUAUAAAUAUAUGGAUCAUUAUCCUGUGGAAAGACCCAGUUAUAACCCAUUUUCGGUUUUCUAUCUGUAGCCUCCAAAUUUUUUAUGUAAAAUCUCCAAAAUGUAAGAAUUCCUGAUGUCAUCUAUCCUAAGAAGGUUCCCAGACUAUUUGGAAGAGCAGCAGGCCCACAGCAUUACAGAUCUUCCAUCAUACUUAAGAGUGAACAUCAGCAUGAUUUUUCAUAUAUUCAUCCAGUUUCAUGCAAAACCCAGCUCGAGUGUUUGUUACCGAAAAGCUCAAUAAUCUGGUCAGUAGCCCUCCAGAGGUGUUAAAGGUCAGUACUCAGGAGCCGGUGUCCGGAAUGUUUAUUUGUUACCCUGAUUCAACACCCCUGAAUCAAAUUAAUGUUUCAAUAGCAAACUGUUGCAGAGCUAGGUGGCAUGCUAAGGAAGUAAUUUGGCCAUUUGAAUCAGCUGUGUUGGAACAAGGACACAUCUAAAACCUCCAGGACACUGGCCUUCGAGGACUGGAGCUGGACACCCCUGUGUGUAUUAUAGGGACGGUAUGAAACAAAAAAUUAUUUUCUGAUCUCAAUACUAAACAACCAGAUGGCAUGAAGAUAGAGUCUAACUGUUGUUGUGGCGACUUUGUGUUCUCAAGAUACCAAUCUUUGCUGUUGAAAAGCUCUGAUCAACUUGUAGGAAAGUAUAAACUGAAUGCUUUAGUUAUAUUAUUUUUCUGUAAUCGUUUAGGGGUACAGUUAGCAAGGCCUUCACAUAUCUUUACCUGGUGUGCCAACAAAUUUGUCUGGUUCUGGAAAUGAACAGCUAGGUUGCUGCAUAUUCGCAAGUGUCGUCCUCCCAGGAUUUCACUGUCAUGAAGAGCUUAGAAUGUACCAAAAGUGGAUCAGAAAAAGAGUUAGCUACUGUCUCAAAGAUCUCUGAACCUUACCGAUUCAUUUGAGGAAAAAGGCUGGCCUAUGUUCUCUGAUGAAAACAAAUGAUUCAAGUCAAUUUGUUAAAAAAAAACAAAAAAAACAGAAUUGUUCUGAUAAAGUCUCAAGAGAUGUGUAUUCUAGUUCAUUGUGUUAUGAUUUGGGGUUGUUUGGUUUUUGGUUUCUGGUUUUUUCUUAUGUUUUUCACAGUUAAGGUUUUGACUUGUUCUUUUGUUUAUUAUUAUUCUUCUUCUUAGAUUUUGAAUCAUUAUUAUUUUCCUGGUCAUGCUUUAGUUUUGUCGUCUUGUUCAUGUUUUGUCAAGUUUUGUUUUCGGAUCAUGUCAUGCCUGUCUCACCUGCCCGUUUGUUGUUUUGUUCCAGCCUCCUGCUGUGAAUGAGUUUUAAUUUUUUUGUCAUUAAAACCUUUUUACUUACCGACAUGCUGCCUUCUAGUCUACAUUCUGGGGUCCUAUAUCUCGCAAGCCAUUACACGUUGAGUAUGGGUAUGUGGUCACAUAGUGGUCAGAGUGUUAAUGCUGACUCCUGUCAACUGCAGUGUCUACAAUAUGCAUGUGGGAAGUACAAGCAUUGAACUAUUAUAAUAAAGUGGACAUGCAUGCUGUGCAGUAUGUCAGUCAUACUUAUGCUUUAGGUGUGGUUACAGUGAAUGGCUUCGGACACCUUCCACUGGCAUUGGGCCAGUAUGAUAACCUUGUAUAAAAAUACCACAGUUUUACAAUAUCAUAGUGUUAACUAAGAAAUAAAAAAAAAAAGAAAUCUAUAAUAUGAUCUCAUUUAUUUAGGUUGAAACAGAACAGUAACAACUAUUCCUGCUGCUUCUAUAGAAAGCUAACAUUAAUCAUUACAGUUAUAAUGCCAUCUAUACAAUUUAGCCAUUGUUAAUUUGAUAUUCAUACAGACUGUUUUUUAUGAAUGGAAAUAUUUCCAAUUGCCAAAUUCGAGGGUAAAGUAAAAUGACAGCAACAGGUAGGUGAGGUACAUUACGCUACGCUUCAUAAGGCUUCAUAAGGCUGCAGAAAACUCCAGUCACUCCAGCACUUUUAAUGGCCCCUUAUUAAAAGUAUUGUAAAGAUCAAAGGUGCAUUUCUUUUUCAACAACUGUUCAAUUAUAAAAAAAAAUCUACGGGAUACAAAUAUUAAUUUCCAAUGCAGAUUUUACCAAAAAUACAAACUGCACAACUGUGGACAUGGAUACAGAGGCUGAAAAGGGGUGACCAGGGUCAUGUUAAACUGUUAUGUAUUUGUUUAUAUUCUUAUUGAUGUUUUCAAUUUAAUUGAUUUCCACACAUUUGCCACAAGUAACCUGUCAUCUUUAUUAUGUGGCAUGCCUGCACAGCAGUAAUACAGCUGAUAAACAAAUCCACUAUAAUAUACAUUAAACACACUACAAGUUUGUUAGGUAUUAAUUAGUCGAUUCAGAGGGAAGAGGGAACGACACAGAGUCCCUGUUAAUCUUGCGCAAGAGGUAGCUCACACUCUGCAGUGCAAAUCUACAAAGUGUUGGCACCCUCUGUCUUUAUUUAUAUAUGCUGGUUCACACACAGUUCAACAGACAGUUCAGGCAUUUAGGGUGUGUGUGUGUGUGUGUCUGUGGCAUAGCUGUCAAGUCUCCCGUUUUGGCCGGGAAACUACCGUAUUUUAACCUCUUUCCCGCCGUCCUCCCGUAUUAGUAUUUUCCCGUAAAUCUCCCGUAUUACUAUAUAAUUUAAAAAAAACAUUCCUCUGGAUAGACGUGACGAAAGGGAAGGCAUUCCUGCCAGAAAAGGAAAGACAUCGUGCAAAUAUCUUGAAAAAUGGGACAGCGAAUUUUCUUUUCUAAAGAAGAGCAGGAUGGGGCACAGUCACGCGUUCUGUAAGAUUUGUAACUGCAAUUUUAGUGUCUCUCACGGGGGAAGGAACGACAUCAGUCAGCAUGAAAAAUCGACCAAGCACAAGCGCUGGCUAGAGGCACAGAAACAUGCCCAGGCGAUGUCAACAUUUGUGACUAGAAAUACCACCGAGGCAGACCAGGUCAUAAAUGCGGAGGUUAAAAUGGCAAUGCUGUGUGCCAAAAACAAUGUUGCUUUCAACUUCUGUGAUGACUUCAAUAAGUGUGUAGCUGAAAUGUUCCCGGACUCUGCUAUCGCACGGAAAUUCUCGGCGGGAAAAACCAAGGCUGCCCAACUCAACCAAAAGGUAAGCUGAGUCAAAUUAAGUAUGAGUAUUGUGUAUGCAUAUGCCUACUUAAUAAUGUCCCAUAUGCAUAUUGUAGGGUAACGGUUAGCUAAUUUUAAUUACUGGGCUCUCUCAACAGGUGUCAUAGCAACAGAGCUAGAUGACGAGUUGGCCAAAACAUGCCGAUCUCAGCCAUUUUCUGUGAUGUGCGACAAAUCGAACAACAGAAAAGGAAAUAAAGAAUUUGUCAUCCUAACUAUACUCUACGAUGAGGCCACUCUGCAGGUCUUUACAAGAUUCAUGGAGAUGCCUGUAAGCAACGUGGGAAAUGCAGAAAAUCUGUAUGAAAAACUGAGUGAAGCACUAAGAAAAAGGGGCAUCCCAUGGGAGAACCUGAUAGCCUUUAACUCUGAUAAUGCGAGCGUCAUGAAAGGCAGACACAACUCAGUUAUCAGCAGAUUGAAACAGAGCCAGCCCCACGUCCAGGAUCUCGGCUGCAUCUGCCACCUGGCACAGCUGGCCACUGGCUGUGGCAUCAGAGCAGCCCAGGUACCGGUGGAAGACAUCCGGGUGGGAAUAUACACCCACUUUGAUAAAAGUGCAAAAAGAUGUGAACUCUACAAAGGGUUUGUAGAUUUCACUGAUUCAGACCACCUGAAGCUCCUCAGGUACUGCUGCACCAGAUGGCUGAGUCUGCUAACCUGCAUCCAGAGAGUGUUGAACCAGUGGGAUGCACUGCAGGCCUACUUUAACAGUCAUGAGGAGGUGGAGAGGAGUGCCAAAGUGCGCGAUCUAGCAAGCCAUCUGCGUGAUCCAAUUGUGAAAGCUUACUUCAUGUUCCUGAGUGCUGCCCUUAAGCCUUUAUAUGAAUUUAAUAUUGUCUUCCAGUCAGCGGCCGUGCAGAUUCACAGACUUGAAGAGGAGAUGUGCAGGCUGAUCAAGAGGAUCCUGGGGUUCCUCAUACCAGCCAGGGCCAUCAUGGGUGUACCUCUCAAGAAGGUGGAGUAUGGAGAAGGACAUCAGUUGGCUGACGAAGAGCUCUUUAUAGGAGCACAAACAAAGGCAUUCAUGGCAAGGAAAGAGCUCCCUGUGUCAGCGGAGAAGAAAAUCUUUCAAUCUGUGAGAAGAUUCUAUGAAGCAGUGUUUCAGAAGAUGUUCUCCUCCUUUCCUCUUGACCAUCCACUCCUGAAGGACAUGAAAGUGCUGGACCCUGCUGCUCGCCUUGACAUUACUCCAGGGACAGGUAGAUGUUAGAGUCAGUUCCUCAUUGAUUAAAUGAAUAAAUGAAUAUUGCAUGGUUUAGAUCUGCAAUGUUCAGUCAAACACUUGUUUUACAUUACAGUGGCAAGGCUAGGGACCUUUUUCCCUCAGUUGAGCUUGAGUGAGGAUAGGCUGAGAGAGGAACUCAUUGACUACCAGGUGACAGAUAGCAAGCAUCUCCCACAAGAAGACAAAACUGACAGAUUCUAGGGACUGGUAGGGAAAGAUGUGAGGUUCAGUGAGCUGCCAAGAUUAAUGAAGGCUUUACUAUGCAUUCCCCACAGCAAUGCCAGUUCUGAAAGAGUGUUCAGUAUGGUAAGAAAGAUUGUUACAGAGAAUAGGAUGUCAUUAGACAACAGCACGGUUUGUGCUUUACUGUCAUGUAAAAUCAACCACUCUGGCCCAGGCCACAAAUACACUCCAUCCAAACGAGUCUUAAAGGAUGCAAAGUCUGCAACAAGUCUGUAUAAUAAGUCUUUAGUGAAUGCCACAGAAACACCUGAGUGAACAUGAGAAAUUUAAAUAAAAUGUGUAAUGAAGACAAAAUGUAAAUGUUUAACCUAAA